Messenger RNA from Penicillium angulare, 1710 nucleotides. RefSeq names its product hexokinase family protein. The transcript has 2 exons. Gene Ontology annotation, biological process: intracellular glucose homeostasis; glycolytic process; glucose 6-phosphate metabolic process. Gene Ontology annotation, molecular function: glucokinase activity; fructokinase activity; D-glucose binding. Gene Ontology annotation, cellular component: mitochondrion; cytosol. The record is from RefSeq and is a predicted model, not a curated record. Lineage: Eukaryota; Fungi; Ascomycota; Eurotiomycetes; Eurotiales; Aspergillaceae. The coding region runs from base 1 to 1710 and encodes 569 amino acids.
AUGGCUAGAACAGACCCCGAACUAAAUGAAUUCUUAAGUCCAUUUAAAAUAGAAAUCGACAAACUCUACAACUUAUCUUCCCGUCUAUCCACUACAUACCGCGAACUAGCGGCCAGUUCGUCAGAGCAGUUCUUCCCCAUUGCCACCACUCGCUUACCCACUGGUCGCGAGAAGGGACGCUAUCUAGCUGUUUAUCUGGGACUGUUUUAUCUCCGCGUGGCAUUUAUCGAACUACUUGGCGAGGAACAAGUAGGGAAACACUCCCAUGUUCGCCGGACGUUGGAGAAAGCGUGGCCUAUUGAGAACCGCCUGCGCAGGGACCAGGCGGAUUCUCUUUUCUCAUGGAUAGGAGAUUGUAUUGCUGAAGUUAUUCAUGAUGACUUGGCAAACUCGAAAGAUGCCCCUACGGAGAUUACAGCGGGAAUUUCUUUUUGUUUCCCUAUUAAACAAGAGCACCUCAACGAGGCUAUCCUAAUGCCAACGGGGAAAGGAUUUACCAUAAAAUCCUCCCUCAAUCUCCGCGAGGCACUACUUAAUGGAUACGAGUGCCAUACCCGGCGUUCGGAAGACGACCACCUAGCCGAAGCACCCGCCAAGCGACAGAAGAGAUACUGUCUCCCCAAAUUAAAGCUCACAGUCAUGACUAACGAUACAGUUUCCACAUUCGCAUCUAUAGCAUACUCUAUUCGCGCUCUGCCCAAUACCCGCGUCGUGAUGGGCCUCAUCGUAGGCGCAGGAUGUAACUCCGCAGUUCCCAUGAAAUUGAACGAUCUGCAAGAAUCAAAAGUCAAACAUAUCCGAGAGAAAGACCCAGAUGCACAGGAAACUAUCGUGUCGACGGAAUGGACGCUCCGAGGCGCAAGUGGUCCUUUAACGGAGCUGGAAAUUGCUACGAAAUGGGAUGCGGAGCUGGAAGCACACUCUAAUAGACCUGGCUUUCAGCCGUUGGAAUAUAUGAUUGGGGGGAGGUAUAUUGGGGAGUUGGUUCGGAUUGUAUCCUAUCAUUGGUUUUGUGAUGUUAAGGGUGUUGAGAGCUCGAAGAUGCCGGUUAAGCUUGUUGAUGAAUAUACUUUGACUACUGAGUUUUUGUCGUUGGUUGUGGCGGCGAGUUCUUCGGAUGAUAGACUUGCGAAGGAAAUGGGUGAACAACUUCCUGCUCGGGAGGAUAGUGAUUGGGAAUGGACGGCUGAAUUUGCGGGGGAUUUGCGCUGUAUUGCGGCUGCGGUACAGAAUCGAGGCGCAGCUUUAAUUGCGGCGGCAACGGUUGGUCUUCUUGCCUGUACACGCGAGAUUCAGCUCCAAAAUAAAGAUUCACCGGACACAGCUGAAGAUAAAUUGAAGAAACCGGCACCACAGCAAGAUGGCAAUGUGACGGAAUUGGGAUCAUCAAAACCCGGCUGGCAGAAUGGGCCUGAGGAACUUGUUGUUGCGGUUUCUGGUGGUGUGAUACAUCAUUAUCCGCACUAUAAGGAGAAUAUACAGCGGUAUAUUGAUCGAUUGAUUAUUAAUGCUGGUCCUCAGAGUGAAGGGAAAAGUAUAUUUCUUCGAGAGGCUAAUGAUGGGGGUAUAAUUGGUGUGGGUGUUCUUGCUGGUACGAUUGCUGAUGAGAUAGAGGGGAUUAUUGGGUCGACGAUGCAGGAUCAACAAAGAACUUCGGAGAAUGAGCAGGAGAACUGUACAGACAUCAAGGAUGCUCAAAGCAUGUAUUAA